Molecule: messenger RNA, 3426 nt
Organism: Vollenhovia emeryi
Lineage: Eukaryota; Metazoa; Arthropoda; Insecta; Hymenoptera; Formicidae
Exons: 12
Coding region: 2899-3426 (175 amino acids)
Source: RefSeq, a predicted model, not a curated record
UAGCAGUUGAUACACUGUUGGCGCUUCUAAAAACAUGGCGGAAAAGUGAGAACGCGCAGAUCAAAGGUGUCGACAGAGAGUGCCCCUACUGCAUGUGGACCAGGUGUUAGCAGCGCCAAAGUAGAAAGUGCCUGAACUAUAUGUAUCGUUCCUCCUUGACGGGAUUGCAACCAUCGCAGGCUGCAAGACACGUGAGUCGGUGCGAGCCAGGGUCGUCAAGGUCGCUUCACGUAUCGACUUGAAGAGUCGACGAAGAAGACACGAAGAAAAAGAAUUAAACUUUUCAGAUUAACACAUUACGGGCAUGGGAAAACUCAAAAGUUUUUGUAAAUUGUCACGCAGUCAACAAAAUCGCCGACUGAAGUAAAUAUAGACAUCAGAAAAUUUCAGAAAGGAAAAUAUUUCUAUAUUGAAACAAGUUGAAAUAAAUUUAUUACCUACCGAAAAAGAAUGUGAUAAUUUUUCUUGUUUUGAGACAGAAAAUAAUUUAGUUUUGUGGGAUUUGUCUGUACCCAACAUUGCUGAUGAAAUAAAUAUAACAGACAAUUUAACAUUUUGUGAUAAAUAGUAUUUUACACCAAAUUGCAGUGAAGGCAUAUCUCUAGAGAAAAGCUAAUUGUAUAGGCAGAUAAACAUAAAGUUCAACAUGAAAGUUCAAACUGUAACAUCUCUACUUAAAAUAUUAAAAAAUAAAGGCCAUGAUGAUCUUUCUAAUGAUGGAAGAACAUUAAUGAAAGCUCUACGUUACACAACAAUUUAUCAGAUAUCAGAUGGCAAUUACUAUCAUUACGGGUUAGAAAAUGGAAUUAUCGAAGUACUAUGCUGGUUACAAAACUCAAUAAUAAAUAAUCCCAUUAUUAUUAAUGUUAACAUUGAUGGUCUUCCUAUCGCUAAAAGUUCAAACAGUCAAUUGUGGCCUAUUUUAGCUCAAGUUGUUCUCAAGGAAUCUGCAUCCACUUUUAUUGUUGGUGCUUACCAUGGAUGCAAGAAACCUAUCACUGAUCAUUUUUUGCAACAUUUUGUUACAGAGUUCAAACAAUUAAAUACAACUGGAUUUACAUUUAAAAAUAAUGUGUACAAGUUGAAAUUAGAGCAAUCAUAUGUGACAGCCCUGCACGAUCAUUUGUUACGUGCAUAAAAGGUCAUAAUGGUUACUUUGGUUGUAGUAAAUGUACUGUGGAGGGUGAUCAUGAAAAUCAUCGAAUGCUUUUUCUUGAAAAUAGCUGUUCUUUGCGAACAGAUGAAACGUUUAAAUAUCGACAAAAUGCAGAACAUUACACUGGUGUGUCCUUGUUAGAACAAUUACCUUUACCAAUGGUCACAACUUUUCCACUUGGCUACAUGCAUUUAGUUUGUCUUGGUCAAAUGAAAAAGUUACUAUGUUUAUGGUUGAAAGGUCCUAUUUGCACUGAGGCUCGAGUAUCUGGUAAACAAAUAAAAGAUUUAACCUCGGAUCUAGUUUCACUAAAGACAUAUGUUUGCUCUGAAUUUGUUAGAGUACCUAAGAAUUUUGAGGAAGUGGGUAAAUAGAAAGCUACAGAAUUCAGAAUCUUUUUAUUAUACCUUCCCAGUCAGAAAUGACUCGAAAACCGAUGUCGAAACGAUAUCGAUUCGAUAUCGUUUCGACGUCGGUUUUCGAGUCAUUUCUAACUGGGUUAGUCCUGUUUUACUGCAUAAGUUUCUUCCAUCUACUUAUUUCAAACAUUUUCUUACGUUUCAUUGUGCAAUUCGAAUAUUAUGCCAUCCUCACGAUUAUUUAAGAAAAAAUAAAUAUACACAAGAGCUGUUGCUUUAUGUCGUUCAGAACUAUUCUGUUCUUUAUGGUAAAGAAAAUGUGAUUUAAACAGUAUAUAAUUUGAUCCAUUUGAGUGAUGAUGCAAAGAGGUUUUGGCCUUUAGAUAGUUUUAGUGCGUUUCCUUUCGAAAACCAUUUGCAUACCGUAAAAAAAUUAUUAAGAAAGCAUGACAAACCUUGCAACAAAUACAUCGAAGAAUAAUGGAAAAAAAUGCAGCAAAUAAAUUUCGAACAUGUAUAGAUUCUGUCCUAUAUCCACUUCUAAUAUUAAGAAAUAAGAAAAAAAUCUCAUUUCAAUGUUCUGAAAGUUAUGAUACAUUACAGUUUCGUAACUUUAAAUUAUCAUGUUGUAAAGCAGCAGAUUGUUUUUGAUUUUAAAAUAUAAUAAAGUUGUUAAAAUACACUAUAUUGGUUUGCAAAAUGGAAAUCCAGUUAUCAUUGGUUAAGAAUAUAUCAACUAUUUUCGUUAUCCUUGUGAUUCGAGACAUAUAAAUGUUUUUGUUGUUACUGAUAAUUUAACUACGUUGAAAUGUUUUCCUGCUACUGAAAUUUCAAGAAAAGCUAUAUUGCUGCCAUGGGAAGGGGGCAACUUUGUGUUUUUCCACUACUACAUUCUGAUAUAUGUAUAUGAAGAUGUAUAGUGUGGUUGUUGAUCAAGACUGGUGCUCUGUUGCUCCAGAAUCAUGGGUUGAUUAUGAAAAAAAACAUGUAGGAUGGCCAACAAAUCAUGCAAAUGUUUCCAAAGCAGUAUAAAAACGAUUGACUCCAGACACGUCCUGAAAGAGUAUAUCUGUGAAAUAUAUUUUAGGACCGAACGAAACAUGAAAUUGCUCGAAAAAUUGAAAAAGAUGCACAGUUCUUAUCAUCUGACGAAGCUCAAAUUAAUGCUCUUUCAAAUACAAAAAUUCAUGAUAUUCCAUUAAAACGACCAAGAAGACGAAAUAUUGUAUAAUAUAUUCUUCUCAAGAGGAGUCAAGCCCAGAAGUCAAGCAUGGAAAACGUUCAAAAAUUAUAGCAAGUCCUCCGACCUUAAAUAUUAAUUAUGAAGAAGAUAGUACAGAUAAAGAGAAUAGAACAUCAAAAUCUGCUAUCAACUAUACAAUAAUGUUACCGGAACCGAAAAAUACACAGACGAAAUACUCCGAAACAGAAAUAGCUUCAGGAUCAGAAGUAUCAUAUAACAAUAAUAAUUUAGUGUCGCCGAGUACUUUGGAUUCACAGCCGUUAAAUUAUGACGAUUAUUUUUUGGAGAAUGAAGACUUGUUGCAAGAAAAGGAAAUAAAUGAAACUUGUUUUCGACAAUCGGACAUAAAGCCGAAAAAAUUAGUUUCUACAGUUAAAGAUGUUGAAUAUAAUUCUGGAUAUAAUGUAAAAAUUGUAAAAGGAGAUAAAACAGAAGAUUCUAUUGCAGUGAGAACUCAUACUGACUUACAAAUGCAGAAUGAAACAAAAAAGGAUAAAAAGACUGAAUACAAGAAAAUGACUAAAGACAAGGAAACGACAAGCAAAGUUGCAGGCGAAAUAUUCACAGUUGAAAGAUACUUAAUAAAUAAAUCGAAAAUUGGACACAAUCUUAACAGUGUACACAUCGCUCAUCGCAAUACCUUGCGCGUAAUAACCGCUGAGCUCUAG